GACUUGACAAAGCUCCAGUCAGAUUCAGUACCAGCUCGAACAACACAACAAAAGCAUAUACAAUUCAAACUGUCGAUAAAAAUUUGAAAUCAGAAAAUCGCAGGGGAAAACAACCAUUAUAAAGCCAAUUCUUACAAAAAAAAGUGUAAGUGUUAAAAGCUCGAUAAAAAAUUAAUUAAAAAUCGUGUAAAACGCAAGUUUUAAUGCCAGGAAACAUAAGGAAAACGUCAAUAAAGAUUUUCCGAGCACAAGUUGAUGUUUAAGCUAAAGAAAAUAUUUUAUUGUUGGCGUGCUUAGCAUUAUACAUUGAAAAAAACGCUGAUGAUAGCAUCUGAUUUUUUUUUUACUUUAGUUCCACCUGAUUCAAAAAUUGUUGUUUCCAAACAUUCAAAACAUAAACAAACGAAAUAGGAUAUCAAAAGUAUCAGAAAUUAGCAAUAAAGAGAGUUUAAAAGAUGACGGGAAGAGGCAAGCGACGAGGAAGACCACCAAAAACGCCAGCUCCGAAUGAGAAAAAAUAUCAUUUAUUAAAAAAGCCAAAAUAUUUACAAGAUUCACGACUUAGUACACCGAGUGCAUCAAGAGCCUCUACUCCACAAGAUAGUGAGGAAAGUUCCAGAAAGAGCUUCUCAAGAGACAAUACAGCUAAAAAGCGCGGACGUCCACCACUAAAAAAUAAAAGAGGUGCAGGAGCAAGUUCCUCAUAUGCUAGCAGGAGAAGUUAUAAUUCUCCAACAUAUAACAAAACAGACUAUCAUUAUGGCUCAGAUUUUGGGGAUUCAACUACUGAUAAGAGUGACGAUGAAAUUGCAAUGUCACAAAGUGAAUCGCAGGAGAGCUUCAACAACGAUUCAGACAGUGACUUCUCAUUAAGUAGUUAUAGUAAUGUUGGACCAUCUCAAACGAGAUCUGUAACGCCUGAGCCAGUUUGGCUAAAAGACGAUAUUGAAAUACCACCGUUGGAACUGCCAAAAAGCUCUGAUGAUCUUUUAGUACCGAAAAAAUAUCUUCUAAGAUCUCUAGGAAUUUAUGAAGUGCUCAGACGAUAUAGAAAUCUUGUAAGACUAUCUCCAUUUCGUGCUGAAGACUUUUGUGCAGCAUUAAUUAGUGAAGAGCAAAGUGCUCUGCUCACAGAAAUUCAUAUUGCUUUAAUUAAGGCCAUUUUACGUGAAGAAGAUUCACAACAGACACAUUUUGGACCGUUAGAUCAGAAAGACAGCAUAAACAUCUCAUUGUAUUUACUAGACACCGUAACAUGGCCAGAAGUAUUAAGAAUUUAUGUGGAGAGUGAUUCUUCAUUUAGUCGAGAAGUUCUCGAUAUAUUGUCAACAAAGGAAUAUCCGUAUACACCGAUUGAUGACAGAUUAACAGUUUUGCAAUUUUUAGCCGAUCAAUUUUUAACGACAACCUUCGUUCGUGACGAUAUGAUUCAAGAAGGUCCCAUUCAUUAUGACGAUCAUUGUCGAGUUUGUCAUAGACUUGGAAAUUUAUUAUGUUGUGAGACAUGUCCAGCAGUAUAUCAUCUCGAAUGUGUUGAUCCGCCUUUAGAAGAUGUCCCAACUGAAGAUUGGCAAUGUAAUAUAUGUAAAUCUCAUUGUGUGUCUGGCGUUAAUGACUGCAUAUCGACAAAAGAAAAGCAAGGCUCAUUAUGUCGUCACGAGCACUUUGGCUUUGAUCGACAUGCACGAAAAUAUUGGUUCGUAUGUAGGAGAUUAUUUGUUGAAACGGAAGAUGGUAGUGAAACGUGGUAUUACACGACUGAGGCUCAAUUCGAAAAUCUUUUUAACAAGCUCGAUCCAAAUGAAUUAGAAAAGCAAUUAUGUAAGGAAAUUCAAGAGUACAAAGAUGAAAUUGUUAAACAAAUGCAAUUAACAGAAUCACUAACGAAUGAGAAUAAGGGCAGUAAAAAGUCAUAUUUAGAAAUUGAGAAUGAGAGAAUUAGUAAAGAAAGUAACAAGACAGACUUGGAAAACGGAACUGCGGAUGGUGCAGUAGAGAUUAAUGAGCAGGCUGUAGACAUUGAGCAGAAUUUAGAAGCAACUGAAAUCGACAAGAAUGAUCAAACACAUUUAACACGAUCCAGGACAAAUCAAAUAUCGAAUGGAACAUUUUAUUUCAAGCUUGGAAUGGAAAAUUCUCAUAAAGAAUACACAAAUCAAUACACAAUAAAUCCGUUAGCUUUGAAUAAGCCACAGAAAAAUGAGGAACGAGACAAAAAGAGACAUCUAUCACAUAAAUUCUCACUUACUGAUGCAUCAAAUUUCAAAUGGAAUGGUCUUUUGAAUGGAACUGAACACAGCUUACUGACUGUUUUUAAGCAAACAUUACUAUCAUUUGAAUCAUCAAUUUGUGCUUCAUUUAUGCAUUGCAAUUGGCCAAAACUAAGAAAAUUAUGGUUAAAUGCAAUCGGUUCAGCAACAACGGCACAAGAUUUCCAAAAGAUUUUGAUUGUCUUACAAACAAGCUUCAAGAAUGUUAUCUACGCAAAUGUGUGGCACGAACAAUUAGGUCAUAUACAUUUGUAUCGCAUAACAUCAACCGAAAGGGAAGAGCGAAAGAAAAUUGAAAAGCGAGAAAAACGUGAGGAAAGUGAAGAAGAGAGAAAUCGUUUGGCAUAUAAUUAUGUAAAAUAUUCGCUCGGACUUCGUCAUCAAGUCUGGAAACAAAAAGGUGAAGAGUAUCGUAUUCACGGACAAUAUGGGUGGCUUUGGUCAUCGAGAAGUCGAAGACGUCAAUAUUGGAAUGAAAUGCAAACCAAUCGAAUUCAUAGCGUUAAUGUGCUUAUUAAACAAGAUGAGAAACAGAAAAUUAUGACACUUAAAAGACAAGCAUUUGAUCAUUUAAAUUUUGCACUAGAUUAUGCAUCCAAUAAGAAUUUAGAUUCUGAGAAUAAUGAGGAAGAAACUGAGAAUGAUCCAUUAAAGAUUAAGAAAGAGAAUUUUGAAGCAAUUAAAUCAAUAGUCUUAGAUAACGUUACAGAUAAGUCGUCGUACGAGCAGAUUGAUGUAUCGGAAGCACUAAAGACAAAGACUAGAAUAGUUUAUCCAAAAAUUGGUAAAAAGUCAACUUUAGAUGAUCUUCUUGAGAGACGAGAGAAAUUACGUGAUAUGGAAUUAAAGAUAAAAGAUUCAAGUGAAAAUAAUUCAGAUAAUAUUCCAGAAAACAUCAUCCCAGUUCCAGAUAACAUUGCAAGAAAAAAAUCAUCAGGAAAUACCAUCUGCAUCCUUAAAAUGAUUCAAGAUAUCACAGAUAACAAGACACGACUUAAUCAGCGAUCGAAGAAUAUCGAUAUUAUUGAAAAAUGUAUGAAGAUUCAUGCACUCCAAACAGAGUUGAAAAAAAUUCAAGGCAUGCAGAAAAUUCACAGAUGUUUCUCAGAGCAAUGUCGAAACUCUAAGGAUAUAUCGAUUGUUUUAAAGUUGCCUGGAUCAUCAACAAAAUGCUUUUCAUCUCUAUGCUUAAAAGAGUCUCUUUUGAAAGACGAAAUUUCAUCAUUAAUUCAACAAUUAAAAGAUAAAUUCUUAGGAGUUGGAAAGAAGGGUAUUUUGCAUCAAAAAUUAGCAGAAGCAAAGAAUAAUGACUUACUCGACAUCCUUAAUAAAUAUCAUCUUGGUGAUUUCAUGACUGACGAAUACUUUCAAUAUGAUAUCAAGAAAUGUUUGGAUGAUAUUGCCACAUCGUUUCACGAAUGCAUUGAUUAUGAUCCAAACUUAAUGCUAUCAUACUGCACAAAAUCUGAGGUAAAAAUGGAGAAUGACGAAUCGCCUGAGCCACAAAUAAUUAAAGACGAAAAUAAUGUUGAAAUGAAGCCUCCAAAAGUCGAGCCGAAUGAACAUGUUAAACAACCAAAUCGUAGAUUCUUGGCACUUCCAAAAGUAAGGAAAGAGGUUGAGAUUCCAAAGGAACUUGAUGCUGAUGGCAAGGAAAGAAUCUUUUCUGCAAGCUCAACUGCUGGUAAGAUAUAUCUUAAAAAAGCAGAGAAAAUACCAGCAACUCCGACUCUAGUAAAUAAUACAGAAAUUGGUGGUGUCAUUUCCAAAUAUCCAGCGAUUUCCACAUUUACGACAGUUAAGAAUUCAAAGAAUAUUUUAAUUCUACCAAGAUAUGAGCUAAUUAAAGUAGCACGUCGUGCUGGAAAAUACUAUUCCAAUAUUUUGAAUCAUCAAGCUAAAAAUAACAAUAGUGUAUGGCCUUAUCCUUGCUCACGACCUUUCUUCAGAACUUGCUGGAUAUAUAGGACAUUUUGUGUUAAUUCAUUUUCUGCUCUUGGCUUACAAUUGCGUAUUUUGUGGACUUGUUUGAGAUGGGAUGAUAUGCAAACUAAGCCUUUAACUAUGGAUGGCAAGAAUCAAGUCACAUCAGAGACAGAAAUUGUCACGACAGAACUAUUGAAGCAUCGGAAUAUUGGACUUUUUAUGGAAAUCACACAAUACUUUAGACGGAGAGUUGUAAUACCAUUGGAACUACCAAAGACUAUAAGGGAAGUGACAUCAAUUCGAUCUGGUUUAAGGAAAAGGAAGCGUGCUGAAUCGCCUCAACAAACAGAUCCACAAGUCAAUGAGGAAUGGAUAGACGAGGAUAAAUUAGAAUUAUGGGAAAUUAAGCAGUAUGGCGAAAGACAAGAACGUAUUAAUAUCAUACCAACGACUAGAACAACAACAGGAAAAUUGCCACUACCAAGACAAUUAGAUUUGCCAGAUUCGACAAGUCCGCGUCCAAAUCGAGCCUCAUCUACUGAGAUUAAAGAGAAAAUGGAGCAACAGUUGAAACAGCAACGUGAAGCUCAUAAUAAGAAGCGUGCUGAAGAACAGAAAUCUCAACCACAAUACAAGACAUUUAUUAGGAAGAUUCUUGUGAGAAAUGCCGAUGGCACUACCAAAAUAAUCAGCGAAACUGUGACACAGCCAAUUAAUCAGCCAGCACCGACUGUAACGCCUCAAGUUAAUACACCUUCCAAGCCUGAUCAGCCACAAAAGAUUCAAGUGAUGAGAACUGCCGAUGGAAAGAUGAGUGUAAGAGGCUUGCAACCAAAUCAAAAGCUUGUUCAAACAUCCGAUGGAAAAUACCUGAUUCUUCCUUCAAAUUCAAAUGUCGUUGGUGGAAAGGUUACUCAGACUAUUCAGGCAAGACCCAUUGCAACGAGUACGCCGACAUCAAGUCCAGUUCAACAGCCUCCUCAGAAAGUAUUGAUUCGUUCCGUGCCGUCAAAAACGAUCAUUUCCUCUAAUAAUGUUGUGAAAAUUGCUCCUGAAACAAAAGAAAUUGUUUCAACGACUCCGACAAUUUCAACUUCUACGGCGACUAUAACUCAACAAAGUCCAUCAGUACAGAAAAUAAUCACAAGCACUGGACAAAUUAUCACACAACAAGUACAAGGAAAUGUAAUAAGUUCAGCUAAUCUUCAACAGUUAUUACAGCAAAGGCCAGGACAAAAGAUUCUGAUACAGCAGACUCCAACUGGCGUACAAAAAUUAUUGGUAGCUUCACCUUCUCAAACUCAAAUGCAAUCGACUGGAGAGAAAAGGAUAAUUAUUCAAAAUGCAGCCGGUCAGCAGCAGCAAAUAAUUUUGCAACCAAAUCAAAACAGUGUUCCUCAACAGCAGCAAUUAGUCACAAUUGGUGGACAAAAGUUAAUUUUACAAUCAUCUGCACAACCCUCACAAGUUCAACAAAUAAAAACUAUCACAAGUCCUGUUCAACAAAAUAUCCAGUUCCAAAUUCAAGAUAAUAGUUCUCAGCAGCAACAAGGACAACAACAAAUUGUUACUGUACAGACUAAUGGAAAUAAUAUUGCUCAGCAGCUCGUUCAAGGAAAGAUUCAAGUGAUGAAUUUGAAUGGACAGCAAGUUCUAGUUAAGAAUGUAGGUUCGAAUCAAGUGGUUGUAGGCCAAGUUAAAACAUCUACAAGUCAGGCACAAUUGACGCCUGUCAAACAAACAAUUGUGGCAGCUUCUCCAAAUCAGCAAGUCGUUAAAACUGUUCAAAUGCAAUCAAUUGUCAAUACAAAUGAAGCUACAUCGUCUACAGCAGUAACAUCGUCGACAUCAAAUGAACAUGCUGCUUUGCUAGCUAAUCAUCCUCCGGGAACGAUCAUUAAAUGUGUGACUGCUUCGGUAAUGCAAACUCCAAAUGGUCCUCGAAUUGUCUUGCAAGGUCUUCAAGGGACAGAAUUUAGCCAACAACAAUCUCUUAUUGUCCAGCAACAAGUCAAACAGCAGUUAAUGAAAGCGCAAGAAAGCAGUGGAAAGUCGGGAGCAUCAAUUGGACCAACAAAAAUCUAUUUAGCAAUAACCCCGCAAGCAACAUCAUCUCAACCGCCUCCACUUACACCAGUGCAGAAUCAAAAUAAUGACGAAAGUGUCGCCGCUAAUGAAACUGUUGGGGCAGAUGCAGAAAAGGGUGAUGCGGACGAGAAGUCAGAUCAGUUCAUUGUAACGCAGGAAUAUAUUCAAGAUACAAUAAAAAAUGCACUUCGUCAAGGAAAUUUGAAUCCUGAGAUAGAAGAAAAGUUGUUAACAUUACAGCGUUACCAGGAAAAGCAGGCAAAAGGAGAGCCAUUUGAUCCAACAUCAUUUACAACAACAUAUCCGACGAGAGGAACUGGUCGAGUUAAAACUAAUGUAGCAUAUGACAGUCCACAAGAUUCUGAUGAUUCUGAGAGUUUUAGUGACAAUUCAGAAUCUCCAAAAGGAUCAGCUCGUCGAAGAGGUGGCAAUCUAGAAGACGAUGAUGAUGAGUGGGUGUUGGAUGCGCCGCGCAAAUACAUUAAAAAAGCUGAUCGUGAAAGAUUAGAACGAAGCAUUAAAAAGGAACCGGUUGAUGUUAAUAAAAAAAUAGUACAAGAAAAGGAGACAAAGAUUAUUGUCAAGACGUCAGAUUCUGGACAAAUUCGCAAGAACAUCAUCUUUUGUAAUCGAAUGGACAGUGAUAAUGUCCAAAAUAAUUUCUCAUUAUCAAGUGGCAAUGACGGAAGUGAAACGGAAAAGAGUCCUGAAAAGGCUCUAAUUGCCAGUAAACUUAAAAUGAAGGCAGCAUCUCAAAAGGUUGGCGUUACAGAUGACCAAUUUAGGCAUCAUAAAUUACAAGCACAAUUAGUGAAACACAAAGAGAAUCUUAAGAAAAUAAUUCUUAAGAAGCGUGACAAUUUAGAGAAGGAACUUCAAACUGAGAUACAAAAAGAAUUAUCCACCGAAAUGGCAACACAUAUUAAGAAUAUUUGUGCCAAACAAGAAAAUAUCACGGAAUCGAAGAAGGAACCUUCCAAAUAUAUGAAGAAAAAAAUGGAAAGAUUAGCUCAGGAAGCUCAACAACAGAAGAGUUUGAGUGAAUCGAUGGAGUCGUCAGCAGAAACGGAAAAAACUAAACAAAAUCCAAAUCGUCCUAAGAAACAUACAAAGAGUGCAACUACAAGUCUCAACUCAAGCACAGAACGGGAUAGGAAGGAUAAAAAGAAAGGACAAAAGUUGUAUUGUGUGUGUAGAACGCCAUAUGAUAAGUCAAGGUUUUACAUUGGAUGUGAUUUAUGCAAUAACUGGUUCCACGGAGAAUGUGUGGGAAUCACUGAAGAUCAAUCCAAAAACAUGACAGACUUUACGUGUCAAGAAUGCGAGCGUGCAAAAGAUACCCAAGAAUUAUUCUGCCUAUGUCGUACUCCUUACGAUCAAUCUCAAUUUUACAUCUGUUGUGAUAAAUGCCAAGACUGGUUUCAUGGUAAAUGUGUCGGAAUCCUUCCAAGUGAAGCAGAUUUCAUUGACGAAUAUGUCUGUCCAAAAUGUCAGAAGAAUGAUUCUAUAAAUUUCGCUAAUACAAAGUCAUUAGGUGAAGGCGAAUUCGAAGGAUUGCGACUGUUUCUGAAAGAAAUUCAAAGUCACAAGAGUGCUUGGCCAUUCUUAGAUCCUGUCGACGCCAGUGAGGUUCCAGAUUAUUAUGAUGUUGUAAAGGAACCGAUGGAUAUUAAGCAAAUUGAGAUGAAGAUAUUGCAGCGCGAAUAUAGAUGCUUAACUGAUUUCAUUAAGGACAUGACAAAGAUUUUUGACAACUGUCGGUACUAUAAUCAUCGGGACUCGACGUUUUGCAAGUGUGCAGAAGAUCUCGAAGCAUUUUUCGUUCAGAAACUGAAUACGUUUCGUGAAGAAUUAGGAAAAUCUUAAUAAGCACCCCAUUUUUUUUGUGUGAAUUUUUUUCAUCUACUAUUUUUUUUCGUUCUAUUUAGUACUAGACAGCUUUAUUUUUCUUACAAUUUUUCAUUGAUGAAUGAUUAUUUGAAUUUAAAAACUGUAAAAUAAAACUCUGAAAUAUUAAUAAUAAUGAUAAGAUGAAACAUGGCUUGACAAAACGAAUCAGAUUAGUAUAUCCUCUAAUGUUUCUUCGAAGUAUAUUAGAAUUUCUCAUAGAAUUUUAUGCGAAAACUCUUUGCUUUUACGAUAUUUAAGAAUCAACAAAAAUAAAAGAAUGCAUAACUAAU
This is a messenger RNA of Chironomus riparius, 8464 nucleotides long. NCBI's taxonomy places the organism in Eukaryota, Metazoa, Arthropoda, Insecta, Diptera, Chironomidae. The record is from the annotation of a GenBank genome assembly.